Messenger RNA from Ipomoea triloba (trilobed morning glory), 2201 nucleotides. RefSeq names its product probable protein phosphatase 2C 52. Gene Ontology annotation, biological process: protein dephosphorylation. NCBI's taxonomy places the organism in Eukaryota, Viridiplantae, Streptophyta, Magnoliopsida, Solanales, Convolvulaceae. Bases 608 to 2032 code for a protein of 474 amino acids. Gene Ontology annotation, molecular function: protein serine/threonine phosphatase activity. The transcript has 6 exons. The record is from RefSeq and is a predicted model, not a curated record.
GAGAGAGAGAGAGAGAGAGAGAGAGAGAGAGAGAGAGAGAGAGAGAGAGGUUGAGUCAGGUCUUGAAUAACGUGAAGGAAAGGCGUUAAUGAUAUAUUGAUAUGUAUGUAUAUAUAUCUCUGCCUACCGCCAUCGCCGCCAGCAGCACCACCGCCAUCGCCGCCAGCGGAAAUGUCUAUCUCCACCUCACAGCUGCCUGCUUCCCAACAAAACCACACCUAACAUUCUAACACCCCAUUCUCCCGGAAAGUAGCCUUUUUUUUCACACUUGGGAAAUGAAUAUUACCCACCACUGUUUGUCCUCUCCAUUCAUAAAGAUUCUUUGAUCUCCAUUUUUGCAAGCUUGGGUUUUUACUACAGAAGUUCAAGGUGGUUUGGUUAUCUGCCCACUUCUUCCCCAGUGGAUUGGCAUUUGACCAAGAUAAAGUAUAAUUUAAGUUCAAAAGAUUCAGUUUUGCUGUAUUGGAAUUUUUAAAUUCUGGCACUCUGGCAGUUUUCUGGUCAAUAACUGUAAAUUAAACUGUGAACUGCUUUGAGAUCUGUUUCUUCCAGAAGAAGAGCAUUGUUGUUAAGUUAAAGUAGAUGGUCUGUUUCUGUGCAUAAGCAAAUGGGGGGUUGUGUCUCAACCAGUAGCCAGAGUACUUGUAGUAAUCGGAGCAAUGGGGAGAGAGGCUCUCCCGAAUGUUUGGGAAUAAGCAUGUUUGGGCGAAAGAGGACGAGGACAUUCUCUGAUCCUGUCACUGUACUGCACCAUUUGUCUUCUAUAUGUACUCGGAUUUUCACAAAUGGGAAGAGCCGCACUUCUUGUAUAUUCACUCAGCAGGGACGCAAGGGCAUAAAUCAGGAUGCCAUGCUUGUGUGGGAAGAUUUUAUGGGAGAAGAUGUGACUUUUUGUGGCGUCUUUGAUGGCCACGGUCCGUAUGGUCAUAUGGUUUCUCGGAAAGUGAGGGAUGCACUGCCACUCAAACUAUUAUCCUAUCUGCAGCCUUGUGAGACAAAGUACGAUGGGUCUGGUGCUAAUUGCUGCAACGGGAACCCAAAAUUGGAUGUUGUUGAUCCUCAUAAGGCGGGCGCUGUGGAGGAUAAAGUGGACUCUUUGUGGAGGGAAGCGUUCCUUAAAUCAUACAAGGCCAUGGACAAAGAACUGAGGUCUCACCCUAACUUAGAUUGCUUUUGCAGUGGUAGCACUGCAGUUACUAUCGUGAAACAGGGAUCGAAUCUUUUCAUGGGGAAUAUUGGUGAUUCUCGGGCAAUUUUGGCAUCAAAGGCUAGCAAUGACUCAAUGGUGGCUAUUCAGUUGACUGUUGAUUUGAAGCCUGAUUUACCUAAGGAAGCAGAGAGGAUAAAACGGUGUAAAGGUCGGGUUUUUGCAUUGCAAGACGAGCCAGAAGUGCAAAGAGUUUGGUUGCCAUUUGAUGAUGCCCCUGGCUUAGCAAUGGCUAGAGCAUUUGGAGAUUUUUGUUUGAAGGAAUAUGGAGUCAUUUCUAUUCCUGAAUUUUCUCAUCGGGUCCUUACUGAUCGAGACAAGUUCAUUGUUCUUGCUUCUGAUGGUGUUUGGGAUGUACUGAGCAACGAAGAAGUUGUGGAGAUAGUGUCAUCAUCUCCUUCGAGGUCAGGUGCAGCCAGAAUCCUUGUCGAGUCUGCAGCCCGGGAAUGGAAAACCAAGUACCCAACAUCAAAGAUGGACGAUUGUGCUGUCGUUUGCUUGUUCUUGGAUGGGAAGAUGGACUCUGAAUCUGAUUAUGAUGAACAAUGCUUCUCUUCUGCAACCCUGCAGAGCAACCAUUCGGGCAAUGCUGCAGAAUCCGAUGAUGGGCAGACCUCGGAGCCAUCCAUGCAGAGAAACUUCACGGUCAGAGCACCAGAAGAAACCGAUUCUUACAAAAGAGUAGCAGCAGCAGCAGCAGCAGAAACAGGAUCAAACAAAGAACGUGUAGUUGCAGAAGAUGAGAAUUACUGGUCAGGAUUGGAAGGCGUCACGAGGGUUAACUCCUUGGUUCAAUUGCCCAGGUUUUGUGAAGAGAGGCCAUAGCCAUAAUUUGUAAUCUGGUUAAGGUUACCUUUGUUGUUGUAAUAUAUAUAUAUAGUUCUAUCUUUAUGCCAAAUAGUGAAUGUAAAACUUCUUUUGUGGCAUCUGCUGCACCUUUCAUGCUUUACUAUGUUUUAACUGAAUUCAGUUUGCUUCAUUAAUCUCCGGAAAA